GAUCACAGGCAUGGCCACUGUGCCCAGCUCUUGUAACAUUUUUUAAAACUUGUCUAUUAGUUUAGUUGUACAAGAGACAGAGCCAGGGCCUUGUGCGUGCAGAAGACCCCUGAGCUACACCCCCAGCCCCCACCUUACCAGAGGAUUCAUGGUUCCACACGUGGCUCAUUCCAUGUCUGCUGGACAGUGGGGACAGUGCUGGCCGGUGGGGCUUGCCCAUCACUGACAUCCCAGAAGGAGACCCCAAGCCGCACGUUUCCGCUGACCGUGUACACGCCACGUGGGAGGCAGCCCGGCCAAAAGAUCUGCUCAUCAGCCCUCGAGGCUGGUUGGCGGUUCCUAGGAGGUCAGGGACGGGGGACAUGUGAAUGAGGAGCCUGGGUGAAUCCCGCAGGACAAGGACCGAUGUCCUUGACAAAGGAGUUGCAUGGAAGAGAAAGAGAAAGAAGGAAGAGAGAGGACAAGGACUAGAAGAGAAGUAAGAGCCCAGGCUGGUGGCCAGGCCGUGUCCCAGUCACUUGGGAGGCUGAGGAUGAGCGUGCAGACCAUCCGGAAUGUGUUCAGCGUGGAGACGGGGUACCGGCUCUCGGACGACCAGAUCGUCAACCACUUCCCCAACCACUACGAGCUCACCCGCAAGGAUCUGAUGGUGAAGAACAUCAAGAGGUACCGGAAGGAGCUGGAGAAGGACGGGAGCCCCCUGGCCGAGAAGGACGAGAACGGGAAAUACCUCUACCUGGACUUCGUGCCAGUCACCUACAUGCUGCCCGCCGACUACAACCUGUUCGUGGAGGAGUUCCGGAAGAGCCCGUCCAGCACCUGGAUCAUGAAGCCUUGCGGCAAAGCCCAGGGCAAGGGCAUCUUCCUCAUCAACAAGCUCUCGCAGAUCAAGAAGUGGUCCCGGGACAGCAAGACGUCCACGUUCGUGUCUCAGUCCACCAAGGAGGCCUAUGUGAUCUCGCUGUACAUCAGCAACCCCUUGCUCAUCGGCGGGAGGAAGUUUGACCUGCGCCUGUACGUCCUGGUGUCCACCUACCGCCCGCUGCGCUGUUACAUGUAUAAGCUGGGAUUUUGCCGGUUUUGCACCGUGAAGUACACCCCGAGCACCAGCGAGCUGGACAACAUGUUCGUCCACCUCACCAACGUGGCCAUCCAGAAGCACGGGGAGGACUACAACCACAUCCACGGGGGCAAGUGGACCGUGAGCAACCUGCGGCUGUACCUGGAGAGCACCCGCGGCAAAGAGGUGACCAGCAAGCUGUUUGACGAGAUCCACUGGAUCAUCGUGCAGUCCCUGAAGGCUGUGGCGCCCGUGAUGAACAAUGACAAGCACUGCUUCGAGUGCUACGGCUACGACAUCAUCAUCGACGACAAGCUGAAGCCCUGGCUGAUCGAGGUAAACGCGUCCCCGUCCCUCACCUCCAGCACUGCCAACGACCGGAUCCUCAAGUACAACCUCAUUAACGACACCCUCAACAUCGCUGUCCCCAACGGCGAAAUCCCAGACUGCAAAUGGAACAAGUCCCCUCCAAAGGAAGUUCUUGGGAAUUACGAAAUUCUGUACGACGAGGAGCUGGCCCAGGGCGACGGGGCCGACCGGGAGCUCAGAAGUCGACCGGGGCAGCCCCUGGGGCCCAGGGCAGGCCGCACAAGAGACUCAGGACGAUCCGUUCUCUCCACCUGGAAGUGACCACCAGCAGGAAGGAAGCCCCGCUGGGCCUUGUCCAGACGACCCCCUUCCCAGACCCCACCGAAGGCCUAAGACCUAUUUUGGAAUUUCCUCUUUUCUAGAUCCUCUUUCCUGAGCCCUGUAAAUAAUAAAGCACUUAUUUGGAAGGUCAA
Messenger RNA from Ictidomys tridecemlineatus (thirteen-lined ground squirrel), 1842 nucleotides. The record is from RefSeq and is a predicted model, not a curated record. NCBI's taxonomy places the organism in Eukaryota, Metazoa, Chordata, Mammalia, Rodentia, Sciuridae.